AUGCGUGCUCAAAUGAUGGGCAACAUGUCAGGUGAUUCAGCUCAACAACAACAAAAUCCAUUUCCAUUUCAAGGACAGCAGCAGCCUGGACUAGGCCAAUUUGGUGGCCCCGGAAAUUCUUCAUUUGGUGGACAUCAACGACAACAAACUGGUUCUGGUCCAAAUCAAUUCCACCCGCAGCAAGGUUUUGGUCAUCAACAACAAACUGGUCCUGGUCCAAAUCCGUUCCAGUCACAGCAAGGUUUUGGUCAUCAACAACAACAACAAACCAAUCGUGGUCCACAACAACAACAACAUGCGACAGGCAUGGGCAAUAUGGGUGGCUUUCCUUCUGCUACGGGUGGUAACACUGGUGGUAGUUCAAAUUUCGGUACUAUUACUGGUAGUGAGGCUCACAAAUGGAAACAAGAAGCGCAAUAUGCCUUUAAUAAAGCUAAACAAAUCUCUUUAUUAACGGAAUGGCUCGGUAAUAGACAAAUAGAGUUAUCCGGCGCGGAAUGGAUCAUUGGUUCCACUGACCAGUCAAAUCAAGUAGAAGUAGCUAAUAUACUUGUUAGACAUUGUACAGAAGAUAGAGCUAAAAUGAAAGCAGGAUUCUCUACUCAUAUGCAGAGAGAUAACUGGAUAUCAGUAUUUGGGAAAUAA
Molecule: messenger RNA, 645 nt
Organism: Didymodactylos carnosus
Lineage: Eukaryota; Metazoa; Rotifera; Eurotatoria; Philodinida; Philodinidae
Source: the annotation of a GenBank genome assembly